This is a messenger RNA of Babesia ovata, 1173 nucleotides long. RefSeq lists its product as uncharacterized. The record is from RefSeq and is a predicted model, not a curated record. Bases 1 to 1173 code for a protein of 390 amino acids. The transcript has a single exon. Lineage: Eukaryota; Apicomplexa; Aconoidasida; Piroplasmida; Babesiidae.
AUGGCUUCUCAAAGGGAUGAGCGUGAGAUGAAAGCUUCUCCAGGAGGAGAUCCGUCAAGCGAUCUGGCAAGUCGUGUCUCUGUGGGUGGGGACAAGGAUGGUGAAGAUGACAGGCGAACGGACAAGCUAGAGCAGGUGAAGGAGUGGAAGAACCGUCUUGAUGAGUUUAUGUCGUAUACUCACACGGUACUUAACGACGUACUUGGCGAUACUCGGCCGGAUGCGACCUCGGAGUUGAGUAGCCGACCGGUAAAUUCUCCGUCAGGUAACGGUGGUAGUUGUUGCAGCCCUCAACAGCACACGCUUGGUGCCGAUCCGCCAUCAAUACAGAGCUCUUCGCAAACCGCCCAGAAAAUAGACGGGGGACCAAAAUGUGCAUGUAAAUCGCCUAACAUAACGAAUGUUGACAAAGCGGCAUACCAUGCGUUGACCGAGCCUCCCCGAAACGUCAAGGAGUGCAUGGACUGGUUGAUAGCCCUGAAGGGGAAGGAUCCUGAGAAGAACUUGAAGGCCUUGGGUGAGGCAGUCUACAAAUUUCUCGCAGACAAGCCGGUUGGCAAGAUGCAAGUGCCAGCUCUAGAGAAUGUGAAACUUAUUUCUAAAGAGUUCCUGCAGCAACCAAAACUCAAGUACUGGCGUCCCUCACAAAGGGUUCUGAGGAGAUUAAACCUGCCUUCGGAUGAAAAGCCUGGUGGAUCGGUCAGACGCCAGUUGCGUUACCGGCGAAGCGAUUAUGAGAACGUCAUACAGACCAUGGGUGCCAAACCUGAAGACAUCGCAGAGGAGUUAGCUGAUGUUGUGAGUGGUUGUGAGAAGUUCUUGAAAUGUAUCAAAAACCCCGGUCAGUACAAGUCGGCUUACUGUCCAGAAGCGACGUGGGAUGCAUCAUUCGCGAAUGACACAGAGGCUUGCGCUGUCAUCUUAGUGGGAAUUGGACCAAUGUUAUACGCGGGUACACGUUCUUUGAUUGAAGCGUGGUUGGACGCAUUCUGGAGAUGUCCACCGUUCAUUGCGUAUAAUCGUAUGCGAGAGCUGGUGAAAGUUCUGGGUUUCGUAGAGCCGGAAUGUCGCGCUAGCCCAAGAACUUCAGAUGUCGACAAGGCGUUGUGCCGUUUGGAUGACAAUGAAUUGUACACAGUAUAUGACCUCUCUGGCUUCUGGGCUUUCUAUUGA